AUGCCAAUGGCAGAUGUGCCGAAGUAUACAUGGGAGGAGAUCCGCAAACACAACAAAGAUACGGAUUGCUGGGUCGUGCUGUACGACCGUGUGUUGGAUGUUACGAAGUUUUUGUCUGAGCACCCUGGUGGGCUUGACCCCAUCAAUGACCUCGGGGGGUUCGAUAUCACCAGCUCGUUUGAAAGCAUCGGGCACUCGUCGAAGGCGCUCUCACUCUCAAAGGAAUUUAUUGUCGGCGACCUGCAUCCGGACUCCAAGCCACCUGUUGUGAAGCGGAAACCGCUACGGGAUGAGGUGCCACUGGGGAAUUACAAGGCAGGGGGAGAUAUGGUCCCCUUGUCCUAUGUUGUGGCAGCCUUUGUGGCAUUGCUGCUUUUCCUUUGGUACAUGCUGUAG
Trypanosoma rangeli is the source of this 396-nucleotide messenger RNA. Its product is annotated as cytochrome b5-like. The record is from RefSeq and is a predicted model, not a curated record. Bases 1 to 396 code for a protein of 131 amino acids. Gene Ontology annotation, molecular function: heme binding. The transcript has a single exon. Gene Ontology annotation, cellular component: intracellular membrane-bounded organelle; membrane. Lineage: Eukaryota; Euglenozoa; Kinetoplastea; Trypanosomatida; Trypanosomatidae.